UUGCGAGCCUCUUACCCACCGCCGUUCAGCCGCGGUUAUCCACCCUCAGCUGCCGCCGUCCGAGCCCCAGUGGACAGCAGUUGCGACAGUGGUUCGACCGUUGCGAGCCUCUUACCGCCGUUCAGCCGCGGUUAUCCACCCUCAGCUGCCGCCGUCCGAGCCCCAGUGGACAGCAGCUGCGAGCCCCGAGUGUCAGAACUUUCGUACAGCCCCUUUCAUCCUACCGUCCUCGCAUGUAAAGCUGUCUCCGACAGUCUAGACUGUUCACGGUUCGAGGCAUCUAAACAAUCACGAACCGGGUCCGCCAACUGCUGCCCACUGGGGCUCGGACGGCGGCGUCUGAGGGUGGAUAACCGCGGUAAGAAGUUCGCAAAAGUGGUUCGCUGCUGUGGGAGAGCGCAGUGGUUCGCUGCUGUGGGAGAGCGCCUGGCGGGGAUUGUGGGCUCGCGAGUUGGUGCCGGCGAAAGGAGGUGGCUACUCGACCGGUUGCUCGCUCGUGUCGGCGUCAGGCCGCGCGUCUCCGACAAAUCUCGGCGCGUUGCUGUGGCGGGGCGCUUCACGGUGGAUGCUAGUCGAAAGAGUGGAGGGCAACACUGGUACUGCAAUUCGUCUGAUGCGUGCGACGGGCGGACAUCGGCGGUAGGAAGGCUUCUCGCGGUGGUGGACGGACGUCAGCGGCCUUUUCGCGGCGGCGUGCUCCUCCUCGGCUGGGCCGUUCGACUGCGCGCGAUGGGCCGUUGCGAGACGCCGGCGGUUGCUGAUGGAUGGCAG
Striga asiatica is the source of this 771-nucleotide messenger RNA. Lineage: Eukaryota; Viridiplantae; Streptophyta; Magnoliopsida; Lamiales; Orobanchaceae. The record is from the annotation of a GenBank genome assembly.